Marasmius oreades (fairy-ring Marasmius) is the source of this 1298-nucleotide messenger RNA. RefSeq lists its product as uncharacterized. Gene Ontology annotation, biological process: regulation of DNA-templated transcription. The coding region runs from base 5 to 1279 and encodes 424 amino acids. The record is from RefSeq and is a predicted model, not a curated record. Gene Ontology annotation, molecular function: DNA-binding transcription factor activity. The transcript has 9 exons. Lineage: Eukaryota; Fungi; Basidiomycota; Agaricomycetes; Agaricales; Marasmiaceae.
ACCAAUGUCUGAGCGUAGUAUUUCAAAAGAUAUUGAGUCUGACUCCGACUCGCCCGAGGCUCAGUCCGUUCCUGGAAAACCAGGAAGAAAAAAGAACCCAAACUCUCAAGCUGCUCGACGAGACCAGAAUCGCAUCGCUCAACGAGAAUUCCGGCUCAGAAAGCAGCAAAGAAUUCGCGACCUUGAGGCCCGCGUCGAGAUCCUUUCAGGCGGCAAAGAUGAGGCUAUGGGAGAAAUGGGAAAUAUACUCAAAGACUUGAUGCAAGAAAACCAGACCCUACGAAACCUCCUACGGAGUCUCAGUGUCUUCAUCGGCGACGGCGCUGGUGGUCUUUUAACAAAACUAGGAUGGGACAUGUCAGAUUUCAACAACUUUAUCAACAAGACAGAAACAGAUACUGCCUGGGAAGGCUAUCAGAGACGAAAGAAAGCUUCUGCAUCCGCCGAAGUCCUCUUGAACCCCGGCCAGAAACGUCCCGCCGAAGAAGACUUAUCCUCUUCCAAAAAGCCUCGCACAAGCGAUCCAAGUGAAUCCUAUUCCAUCUUACUUCCCAACACGUCAAUGUACUCCUCCAGACAACACGAAGGUCCUGGAAUGUUUUCAGAUGUCUUAAGAAACGGAGGACCAGCCACCUCGCCUAUAUUUAUGCAGCAGCCAUCUGGUCCUUCCACUUCUUCUCCCCCGUUCAACACUCAGCCUGCUGGUGCCCAACCGUACCAGAGCAGCUACCCACCUGCCAUCGAUAAUUCACUGCCGCCCAUGAAUUAUUCCUCCACCUCGCCCCCUGUUUCCACUCUUCCUUCCAGGACCACAGCGCAGCCUCAAUCUGCAACCCCAGAUCAAUUCGAUGACGAUGAAGAUCCCAACAAGAACGAGGCCUACAAAUUGAUUCACUACCAUCUGGAUAACUUCAAGAGAAACAGUGCAUACUGCCUUCCCUCUUCUCUUAGGCCGACACUUGUUCAGAGGACUGUUCCUCACGAAAGCGUCAUUGACCGUAUUCUUCAUCCCGAAGUACGGGAUAGAAUGAUAUUGUAUCGAAACCGAUUCGAUUUGGUCGACUGCCUGCUUGACUAUCGUAACGAUGUUACUAUUCACGGGGACGACGUUCUGGCCCAUAGCAACUGGGAAAUUGGAGAGAAAUGGCUUCGUAAAUAUGGAUAUCUGGUUGAUCCAGUCACAUUGAACAUCAUGAAUCGCUGGAGACGAGAGAGAGGAGAAGUAGAAAUACGAUUGUCUGAUCUCACACAGUCAGAAUCCACAACUGGGUCUUCUUAAGCACUGGGCGGAGAGCGAG